AUGAAUUGGGCUGUCUUUCAAGGCCUCCUGAGUGGAGCAAGCCAUUUCUCAACAGGCUUUGGACGCAUUUGGCUAUCUGUAGUCUUUGUCUUCCGCUUGUUGGUUUAUGUGGUAGCAGCUGAAAGGGUUUGGGGUGAUGAACAAGGCGAAUUUGACUGUAACACAAAACAGCCCGGAUGCACCAAUGUCUGCUAUGAUUAUUACUUUCCAGUAUCACACAUCAGACUCUGGGCUCUUCAGCUUAUACUGGUCACUUGUCCAUCUCUUCUUGUUAUUAUGCAUGUGGCCUACCGAGAAGAUCGUGAAAGAAAACACAGGGAAAAGCAAGGUGAGAACUGUGGACGGCUGUAUGUAGACACUGGAAAGAAGCGAGGAGGUUUAUGGUGGACCUAUCUUAUCAGUCUUAUAGCCAAAGCAUUGGUGGAUGUAGUGUUUCUCUACAUCUUCCAUCGUAUUUAUCAGAACUAUUCAUUGCCAAGACUUGUCAAGUGUACGUUGAAUCCAUGUCCUAACAUUGUUGACUGCUUUAUAUCAAGACCUACUGAAAAAAAUAUUUUCACAUUAUUUAUGGUGGCCACAACAGCACUCUGUAUUGUGCUUAAUCUGUGUGAGAUAGGAUACCUAGUGAUUAAGAGGUGUCGUGAAUGUGUGAUUCAAAAACAUCUUAAGAGUCAGUCUACUAACGUCAUUGCAUAUCUUCAGAAGCAAGAGAUGUUUCAUGCUAACAACAAACUCAAUGAGGAACUUGACCAGCUGAAUCCCUGUGAUCAUGUGAUGCCACCAGAAACUAAAUUGAAAUAA
Staurois parvus is the source of this 801-nucleotide messenger RNA. The record is from the annotation of a GenBank genome assembly. Lineage: Eukaryota; Metazoa; Chordata; Amphibia; Anura; Ranidae.